Durusdinium trenchii is the source of this 2841-nucleotide messenger RNA. The record is from the annotation of a GenBank genome assembly. Lineage: Eukaryota; Dinophyceae; Suessiales; Symbiodiniaceae.
CCCUAACAAAGGUCGAGGCCUCACUGAACAAGUGGUCAGGGUUAGCUGCACAAGCAUGGGCUCAGUGACAGACCCACACAGUAACACCUCACAUUGCACCAACACCAGGAAUGGAGGGUGGGGAUUUCAUGCGAUGCACCCAACCAACGACAUACGCAAAAGCAGCUGCAAGCUAGGAAGUGUGAAUGCCAUUGCCCAUGGAUCACGUGAAAGGAUCAUGGGUACAGUGAUCUCAGUGUCGCAUUUUAAGAACCCAAAAUUUUUUGAACCAAUUGUGGCAUGUGGCUUAUAUAAGUGUGACGGAAAAGUCGGGGGUGUUUGGGAAGUUUUUGACGUUUAUCCGCACGCGAGUAAUCCGUCCGUGCCUUUCAGAAGAUGAACAGUGUAGGUGGGUGAGUUCAUUUCCGGAUGCAUUGUCCCCUAGGUGUCCACAUUUUUCAUAUCUUCAGUUUUCCAAAACAUUUUCAGUUCCUUGCCAGGAAUGUGACAUAUUUUGUGAAAUUCCAAGCUGUUCGCUGAGCAUGAAAUCUGACUGACACACGUGACGAAGACAUACGCAACAAUCAAAGUUUUUGUUUGUGUUUUUCUUGUUGGGUUGGACAUCGUCUUUCACUGGACGAGUUUGUUGAAAACAAACUAUAUACUUGUGUGGACAGUGGAACAAUUAUGCUUUUACUUGCAUCGGCUUUCAGUGUCCACUUUGUGGUGUUCUAUGUUUGUUGCUUUCCGGAGUGGCACUCAGUAGCAUGACCUUUGACCAACCACUUUUUUCAGCCUUUGCAGUUUCAAAAGCAGGGGCCAAAAGGGACUGGACUUGCACAAUCUGGUGUGUCCAUGUUAGUCCUCCCCUUAAGCAACGGCCAUGACGGUGGUCUGGGAUCUUCGCUCUUUGUCCGUCUUUGGUGUCUAGCCCAGCUGGUGGCCGUCUCUUGGCAUUGGCCUCGGCAGAGGGACUUCUACGCCUGGUUCCACCAGUCCCAGCUGUCAGAGGCACGGCGCCGGGGCCUGGCGACCUAUGGCUAUCCCGUCUUCGGAUUCAUCGAGGUACCCCGUUGGUCGUUGAACGAACUGGAGGUCAUCACCCAGCUCUACCGGGUGGUCUUACUCUCAGGGUUUCUGGCACCGCUGUGGAUGGUACCAUGUGUUCCGGUGUUGGGGUUGAUCUUGAGCAUCUUCUACCACGGUAGCCUCUGGGCUGAGCGCGCCUCCUCGCAUCACCGGGGCAUUCUUUCAGUGACGCUGUGGAUGUACUUGACGCUGGCGCCGGAUCUGCCGCAGGCGCUGGCCGCCUUUCGGGCGCACAUCAGCACCAUUUAUGCCAUGUCGGUGCUCCAGAAGAGCUUCUGCUCUGCCUACCGUGGACGCUCGUGGGCCAGGUGGUCUCUGCAUGGUUUCUUAUGGAAAUCCAUGUGGGCGAAGCCCUACUUUCCAUCCCUACAGCGCUUCCUUUUCCUGCGCCCUGCUGUGGCGCAUCUCUUGGGUUGGACUUCGGUGCUGCUGGAGCUGGGACCUCUUCUGGUGCUGCUGGCGCCGCAGGUGGCGUGGCUGCAGUGCUGCGUCUAUGGCGGGUUGAUGGCCAUGCACCUGGCAGUGCUGCUCUUGCAGGGCAUCGAUUACGUGAGCUAUUGGACUCCGAACCUCAUGGUGGGGCUUCUUUGCUCCGAUGCGCCCCUUUCGGUGCUGAGCAACGCCUGGACGACCGCAGCCACUGGGCCUUGGGGCGUUUGGGUCUUGGUGCCGAUGCUGACACUGCUGGGUGCGCAGCUGCUGUUUGCCCUAGGUAUGGCAGAGAACUUCAAUAUCAACCUCCCACCCCUCAUGUCCUGCCCCAUGUUUGUGACCAUUGCCCGUUUGGACGACCGAUGCCAUCAGCACUAUGUGAUGACGGUAGAUGGAUCCAUUCCCUACGAACGCAUCGAAUGGAUGUAUCCCUUCGUUCGAGCCGAGUAUGGCAUGGCCUUGACCCAAUCGGACGUGGCACAUUUCCCGAUGCCCUUCGUGGCCUUUGGCUGGGGCGGCUCUUUGGAAGGGGCUCCAGGGCUCUUUCACCACUUCUUCCGCGAGAUCCGUGGCUUUUAUCUCAUCACCAACGUGCGCCACUUGCCCAAAAGCCUGCAGUCUCAGUUGAGAUCCAUCGUUUUGGACUUGCACGCGGGCGGCCGCGCGGGAAACCAGAGCCACCGCCCUUCGCCCUACGAGAACCUGGCCUCGCUGGCCGACCGCUGCGCUAUGGCGCGCCGGGCCUUCCGCCAGCACGUGGCGCGCACGGCGCGGUGCCACGACGGCGGCAGGGGCGCGACGGCCAUGUGGGCGGAGGAAGCGCUGCGCGGCGAGCGUUUCGAACGGACGACGACGGCGGCGACCCGUCGGGUCAAGCGCGAGGGUGCCGGACACCUUGGCCGGUGUCGUGACGGGACGUGCAUUACGUCUCGUGAAGGGCGGCGCGGCGUACGAAGAAAGGCGUGGGCGCGGCCCCAUCAGCUUCCGGCGAAGAAGCCAUGGCAUGCUUCGUGUAUAGCGAACUUGAAGCGAUCUCAUCGAGCUCGGUAGCCUCGAAGAGCACUGAUUUUGGGGGCCCCCAUGUUGAUGCGUUGUGGUAGAAAAGGAAGUCUGAACUCUGUGAAACAUUCUCAGCCUCAGCAGUGCUUUUUGGGUUGUUUCCUGGCCUCUGGUGCAGUUGUGCAGCAUCAAACUGGGGGCUCUUUCCAUGUUUACCUCCCUCCCUAAGCUCCAUGCAACACUCCACCGAUGUACAGUCGGCCGCACAGAACUUGCAGCUCUUCGCUGUGCGCCGAGAGAGUUGCGUUGCAGACUGGGCAUGUCGGAAGUUGUGCAACAAAA